Messenger RNA from Sphaeramia orbicularis (orbiculate cardinalfish), 1464 nucleotides. It is a transcript of the gene spaca4l, whose product is annotated as sperm acrosome associated 4 like. Bases 83 to 472 code for a protein of 129 amino acids. Gene Ontology annotation, biological process: sperm-egg recognition. NCBI's taxonomy places the organism in Eukaryota, Metazoa, Chordata, Actinopteri, Kurtiformes, Apogonidae. Gene Ontology annotation, cellular component: membrane. The transcript is spliced from 3 exons. The record is from RefSeq and is a predicted model, not a curated record.
GGAAAAAACAUUCAUGUUUGUGUGAUUGAACUUCUAACGGUCUGAGUUCUGCUGCGUGAGCGUCUGACACAGUCUGACCAAAAUGAACAGACUCAUCCUGCAGAUUUUCGCCCUUGGAUUCUGCUUUGCAAUCGUUCACACUCUGAAAUGCUACAACUGCAAAAUUGGCUUCUUUGACGUCUGUUUCACCACUGAAACGACAUGUGCCAGCGGAGAACACUGCUUCAGUGGCACUGGAAAGGCAGUCGGCUUUGUGGACAUCAUGAUGAAGGGCUGUCUGGCAGAGGCUGAGUGCAACCAGACUUCAGAGGUGAACUUUCCCUCCGAUUCCAACACCACUGCCUACACGAUGACCAAAACAUGCUGCAACACCGACCUGUGUAACUCUGCCCCCGGUCUGCCCGGAGGCUCCGGACUUAAACUGGCCCUCGCCUCCGUCGCUGCGCUGUUUGUGGCUCACCUCCUGGUUUGACAGGACAUGCAUGACGUUUAAGCACAUACACUACACAUUGUACACACACCAGCACUAUGGAUUAAAUUAAACGCUCUUCCCAAACAUCAGAUCUGUAGCUUUUUUUUUUUCUCUCUCUCUCUCCACAUGGUUGUUGUGUUUACUGUCCUUCAGGUGCAUUAUAUUUGUCACAAACGCUGCAAACUAUUCACACAGAUGAAGUUUAGAUCCCUCCCAUAGGCCUCAUUUUAAUGUUGGUCCAUAUUAGCUGAUAAACAUUUCAUAGUGUAACAACAUAGACUUUCAUUUCCCAUAAUUAACUCUCAGUCCUGUAGUUGUGAACACAUGAAUCACCUUAGACAAUGAUGGUAAAUGACAACAUGUUCUGUCCAUUUGACAGUUCGUGUCAUUCCAGCCUAAUUUAUUAACACUCACCUUGUGUAUUGUCAUUUUUAGAGUGAUAGAGUUGAAAACAUGAUGUAAAAGCCUCUGUAAACAUUUCAAAACGUAUAUUCUAAUGCCAAAUGUUUCAUGUUUAGCUUCUUCUUUUGUGUGACAGGUUCUGUGAAAACAUUUCUUAGUUUUGCUGGUUUUUCUUUCCCUCUUUUCGCCCCAAAUCCUUUUUUGUUUAACAUGUUUUAUUUUUGAUAUUGUUAAAGCCAUGCUGCACAUUACUCAUAGCUGUGGGAUAAAAGCUUUCAUUUAUCUUGCUAGUUUUUGAAUGUAAAUAUGGGGGAAAAAGUGAUUUAACUGAUUAUAUUAUUUGCAUAAAUCAACAUGUAACCGACUUGAAAUUUGUCAGGACUGAUCCCUGUCAGGUAUUGUCCUCUGUAUGUGUUUGAUAUCGGCUUGAAUUUCCACAUCAGUCAUACAAAUAAUUAUCGAUACUUCCUGAAACUAAUAUUUUUGGCAUUACUUUCCAAAGAUUCCUGCCUGUUUGGAUGUUUUUGUCAAAUUGGUGAUGUUUUAAAAUGUUUCAAAAUGGAAUAAAACUUCAAAUUGGGUAAAAAUUG